AUGGGAGUUCCAAAGUUCUUUCGGUGGGUUGCGGAGCGCUGCCCGACGGUUAUUACCCCAUUUCGCAACUCCCCGCCAGCUGUCGACAACUUGUACCUCGACAUGAACGGCAUUAUUCAUAACUGCACCCACACCAACGACGUUGAUGCAACACAGAAGGCGGCAGCGGAAAAGGUGAUGAUGGAGGCAAUGUUUGCCUACUUGGAGAAACUCUUUAACGCGAUUCAGCCGCGCAAGUACUUUUUUCUGGCUGUUGACGGCGUGGCGCCGAGGGCGAAGAUGAACCAGCAGCGCCAGCGUCGCUAUCGUAGCGGCUACGAACUUAUGGUGGCCAGACAAGAGGCCCUUGCACGCGGCGACGACGUGCCUGAUGAGAAGGAUGUGUUUGACAGCAACUGUAUUACCCCUGGAACGGACUUUAUGGUGCGGGUGAGUGAGCAGUUCCAGUACUUUAUAACCAUGAAGAUCGCCUCGGAUCCGGCGUGGCAGAACUGCCAGGUUGUGUAUUCCGGCCAUGACGACCCGGGCGAGGGCGAGCACAAGAUUGUGGACUUCAUACGCCGUCGUAAGAUGCAGCCAGGGUACAGCCCCAAUGAAACCCACUGCAUGUACGGCCUUGACGCCGAUCUUGUCAUGCUCGCGCUCGCAACGCAUGAACCACACUUUCUGCUUCUGCGGGAGGUGGUGACAUUUGGGCCCGGGCAGGAGUCGCGCCGCGUCCGUGAGCAACGCGAGGAGGAUGAGGCCAAUGGAAUUAUUGCUGAUAAAUCUUACCGGAAAGCCGAUGAAUUUGUGUUACUUCACGUGAAUGUUCUGCGUGAUUACCUUGACCUGGAUGUGCGGAACAAACUUGGCGCGAAGCUUCCAGCUAGCUACGACCUGGAACGUUUUUUGGACGAUUUCGUAUUGAUGUGUUUCUUCGUCGGCAACGAUUUUUUGCCGACGAUUCCGACGCUUUCCAUCUACGAUGGUGGGCUGUUGCAGAUGCUUGACGUUUAUUGCCAAUACAUACUUGGGGAGUGCAUGUACCUCACGAACGCGGGCCAAAUUAACUGGCGUGCGGUAGAGCUAUUGCUGCAGCACAUUGGUGAACUUGAACUCUCCACCAUCAAGCGGUGUCAACAGAGGGAGGAGGAGUAUCAGCGGAAAAUGCAGCGUUAUGAUUCCACGCACGAGGUGGCCGCCGUCACAAGCGCUACAGUAGAGAAUAUACAAGAAUAUAAGGAGCGAUUUUACCGUGAGAAACAUGGAUUUGACAACGGAUGGGAUCCGCAGGGAAAAGACAUGGCGGAGUUGAAAUUACACUACGUUGAGGGCUUGUUGUGGGUGAUGGGGUAUUACUACCAAGGGCCACCGUCGUGGAAAUGGUACUUCCCGCACCACUACGCUCCUAUGGCAAGUGACUUGGUAAACCUUCCUGCCAUUGCAGAGAAGGUGGAGUUUGAUCUCAGUAAACCAUUUCUCCCCCAUCAGCAACUUCUCGCCGUACUGCCGCCCAUGUCAUACCGUUCUAUGCCACCUGCCUACUGGCCACUUAUGCUUAGUGACAAGAGUCCGCUAAAAAAAUUUUUUCCUGAGAUUUUGCAAAUUGAUCGUGAGGGCGCGCGGGCGCCGUGGGAGGGUAUUGUCCUGAUUCCAUUUAUCGACGAACGCGUAUUGCUUGCGUCGUACCAGUCUGUACAGAACAGAGUUAGUCCUGAGGAUGAAAUGCGCAAUCGCCUUGGUCCGGCCACACUGUUUGUUUUUGAUCCUGAAAUGACUCCGCAUGAUGUACCCAACACAAUGUUUGGGCCUUUACGGAAUGUUCGGGUGCGCCGGAAGGUGUUUGAAUGUUUACCGCAAGCGAAGUUUGUGCCGCGGCUCUGCCCAGGGGUUGCACUCGGCGAAAAACAGAUGGAGGGAUUCUGGACAUUGCAGUCCAAGUGGGACUCCAUCAAACUGCAGCGCGAGACGGGGGUGGUGACAGUCUUUGGCAUGCCAACGCGAAAAGAAAGCAUCAUCCUGGCACUGAAGGAUUCGAUGAAGGCUAUAAGCGUGAUAGAGGCCAUGCCGCUGGUUGGGCAGGAGGUGCUGGUUGGUUUUCCGCACUAUCGUCGUGCCCGUGUCGCGUCCAUCCGUGACAAGCGUAUAACCGCUAGUGCUGUCAUCGCGCAGGAUGGCACCUUUUGUGGCACGGAGACGAGGGAACUGAAUCGUGACGAGUCGCUAAAUUUCACAAAAGAGUGUGACACACACAUGCAGUACAUGAAGGAAAAACUUGGCAUUGCCGUGGACGGGAUUUACAUGCUCGUGUACGUUAACCUCUUUACCACCAUGCGUCUGACUCGCAAGGGUCGUAUUGUGCGGAGUUUUUCGAAAGAUGAAGUUUGCUACCCCAUGCAACUUGUGGCGCGCCUGCAGGAUGUUGACAUGAUAGAGGACCCCCGUUAUGUGGAGCGUGAUCGUGUUGAAGGGGAUAUAAGCCUCGGUACCAGAGUCGUCUUUGUCGGCCCCGAACCGAAGAACAAGAAGUCCCCGAUGCAAGUGUAUGGCAGUGCUGGUUUUGUAUUUGAAUCCACCUCGUCGAGUAGUGACAUGUACGCCGUGGCAGUGCGGGUGUACCAGGAAUCCCUGGCGAUUCCCUCCUCGUUGUUGUCAUUUGCCGCCCCAUGUAACUGGAUGGCGCUACAUGAGGUGGCAAAUGAGCUGUGUGUGGGGCCUCUUGCCCUGCGUUUGCUGAUUGGUUCACUGCGCACCACAUCGCAGUACGGCUCACGUGAGGUGGGGUUAGGCAUUGUGUUUACACGCAAUCAUCUUGCCCGAAUUGGCUAUGCGAAGCUUGUCCCACGUCAAACGAGUGCAUGGGCACCGUACAACGAAGACGUUUUUGUGCGACUCGCGCAAAAUUUAGAGCCUUCCGCCCACUACUUGGACAAUGCAGGCAAGCGCGACUUUCUCGGUCGCUCGGGUCGCACGCCGCAAUACACAACUUGGUUCUCACGUGAAGCAGUUGCACUUAUUCGUCGAUACGUGCAGGCGUUCGUGCCCCUUGUGAAGCGGCUUGAAAGCGGCACCGUUUCCCCACAAUCCCUGGAGCCGCCGCAGUUUAUGACCGGCAAAUGGCAGGAGAUGGAGGUGGAUGAUAUACUAAGCGAGAUUGAAGCAUUCAUUGAGGCGUCUGGCAUCCGUGACGUGCCACUUAUUGGGGCCAGCGAUGAUGUUUUUCCUCGCGAAUACCUGCAGGAGUUGGAAGAUGAACUUGACCGGCGGAAAGCACGCACCACAAAGGAAAUUAUACUGAACCCUGUGGUGAAACGCCACCUGUACUUUCCCCUUACACGCAGCAGCGACGGCCGCCUUACUCAGCUUCCACUGCCGCAGGAUCAGACAUUCCGUCUCGGCGCACGUGUCGUUAACUGCCGUGCAGUCGGUUGUGUCCCGUUUGGUGCGGUGGGCACAAUUGUUCGGAUACUUGCCACAAGCCACGACGCAGAGGUGGUUUACGAUGAACCCUUUACUGGAGGAAGUAACUUUGAUGGUCGAUUGCGGGAACCGCGCGGCGGGCUGUCGAAGUUGUCUUCGCUGCUUGUGCUUAGCAGACCCGGCGACGACGUCGGUGGGGCCGUGACAGAGGCAGAGCGCAACACCGCCUCCAUCCUCAAGGCCCUUGUGGAGAGGUCUCAACAGCAGCAACAGCAACAGCAACAGCAACAACAACAGCUACAGCAACAGCAACAGCAACAGCAACAGCAGAAGGUCGCAGUGCCCGUGGCGGAUGGGGGGGUGCUUAUUCCAAAACCACGCAGCGCGGCGGAGGACGCGCCAACGUCCGCUACACUGACUGGGAUGGUCUCAACUCCUGCCGCAGUCACGAUGUCUGGCGGCGCUGGCGGGAUAUGUUUGGCGGACCUCGUCGGGAAACUUAGGGCCUCGCCAGAGCAUUGCGUGGUCGCGUCAGUAACGCCACCUACACUCGCGGAGGUGCAGAAAGGCUUCCGUCCGUCCCCUGCCACAGUGAAACCCAAGUUUGCCACUGCUAUCACCAACUCUUCUGCUGCCGUGGGUAACAACAACAGGGGCGGUGACGACGGCAGAGGUUUUGCUGCCGUUACUCCGCCGCAGAUGGAGGCCUACACGGUGGCGGGUGUUCAGAAUGAGAAUGGCAAUAGUGCCGCUGUCGGCACCCGCUAUCGCAUGAAUCCCCGCGAUGGCGGCAUCUUUGAAAUUCAGGGUGGUGACAAGAAGCAAAAGACGACCCUUACUAUUCCGCGUGGAAUUGCGAGCGGCGAGUUCACCAUCCGCAGCGGCGAGGCAGUAUCGUUCUUCCGGCGGUUGCUGAAGUUGCGCCUCGCUGAAGAGCUUGGAAGGACACCCGUGCGUGAGUAG
This is a messenger RNA of Trypanosoma rangeli, 4365 nucleotides long. Its product is annotated as putative 5'-3' exonuclease. Lineage: Eukaryota; Euglenozoa; Kinetoplastea; Trypanosomatida; Trypanosomatidae. The record is from RefSeq and is a predicted model, not a curated record. The transcript has a single exon. Gene Ontology annotation, molecular function: RNA binding; 5'-3' RNA exonuclease activity. Gene Ontology annotation, biological process: nuclear-transcribed mRNA catabolic process. The coding region runs from base 1 to 4365 and encodes 1454 amino acids. Gene Ontology annotation, cellular component: nucleus.